AUGAAGAGAUUGGCGAUGACAACGGCCAUGCAACUGAAUGUAUUCGUGAGCCACAUUCCGAUGAUGACGACGCCGUUUAUAUUGGGAGUGAUCACGACACCAAUUCCGAAUGCUCCGAGACUGAAGAACAGGGUAGUAACUUGGAAAACGUACCAAGCCUUAGAUAUGCCUGAUCGACCAAGUACAUCGCAAGCUGAUGAUAUUUUACCGAAAAAUCAGCGCAAACUGCAAGUAUAG
This is a messenger RNA of Parnassius apollo (apollo), 237 nucleotides long. The record is from the annotation of a GenBank genome assembly. NCBI's taxonomy places the organism in Eukaryota, Metazoa, Arthropoda, Insecta, Lepidoptera, Papilionidae.